GAAUCAGGGGCACACAUGCUCCGAUUUCCGAUCGUUUCAAUUCCUAAUCCAAAUAGGUUAUAGGUGUAAUAGUUUAAGACACAGGAGUAGUUCUUUAUAAGAGCGUGGAGGCUUACAAGCAGUGGGACUUGAAAAUCUAGCACUCAGAUUGCAAAUCUGCCUAGGGUUUCGCAAUUCACGAUUUGGGUUUUUGGAUUAUAAUUUAGCUUUGGUGGACUUGAAGUUUUGCACUCUAAUUCUUGUUACUGGAAUUGCUGCAUCCUAAUUAAGGGCCAUGCCUCGUAAAGUGAAAUUUGGAGUUGAUCAUGACGACGAUGAUGAAUAUGACAUGUAUGAUGAUGAUUAUGAUGACUGUGGUGAUGACUAUGAUUAUGAGGACGAUACUCCUCGCGUAGAAGAAAAGGGCGUAGAAUCUAGAACAAAACAUGUCAGUAUUGAUUCAGCCAUAUGGCGUUGCCCCAUAUGUACAUAUGAUAAUGAGGACAACAUGCCUUGUUGUGAUAUAUGUGGAGUUUUUCGUAAUCCUCUGGUGAAAAGUGGUAGCAACAGCAAUAUCAAUUCAGUUGGUGGCAUAUGCAAAGAUUCCGGAGUUUCCGUAAUGGCCAAAUCUCUAUUUGCAUCAUUGCCGCACACAAAAAAGGGUGCAACAAUUCAACCAGAGAAAGUUGAAAUUUUGGCAAAAGAGGACAAUAAUACUUACAAGCCUGGAAACACCAAAGGACUAUUUCAUGAUAUCAAUAAGACCUUUAGCUCUUCAAACUAUUACAAAUUUAAAAAAGCCCCUUUCAAGUUUGAUGUUCCAUCUCCAGAUGACUUAGUAUCCACAGGGAUGCGUUCUUCAAGAUUAGGUUCUAAAGUCGCUGAUAGCAAGUUAUCAACUUCACAAGUUCCUUCAAGAGCUAGGGACUCCAGCAAAAAUAGUUGUGAACCACUGGUAACAACUAAACAAUCUGGCGCCCCAUCAAUUGUUUCAAAAACUAAUAGCAAGAGAGCAGAAAAUGAUGCUCUUACGUCACUUGAGGGAAGGGAGAAAAAAAGUCUAUCAGAUAACCUGAACCAUAUGUCAUUGAAUGUAAACUCUGAAAAGUUGAAGGAUGUAAAUGGUGAAAGGGCUACGUCACAGUCUCAAUAUAAACCUGAGAAAUGGAUGCUGCCUAAUCAGUCAGAAGAUAGCUUAAGUCAACUUAAUCUGGCUAUUGUUGGCCAUGUUGAUUCCGGAAAGUCAACGCUCUCGGGAAGGUUACUACAUCUUUUAGGUCGAAUAUCCCAGAAGCAAAUGCACAAAUAUGAAAAGGAUGCGAAAAAUCAAGGGAAGGGGUCAUUUGCUUAUGCUUGGGCCCUGGAUGAAAGCACUGAAGAGCGUGAAAGGGGAAUAACUAUGACAGUGGCUGUUGCCUAUUUUGAUACAAAAAAGUAUCAUGUUGUGCUGCUUGACUCUCCAGGGCAUAAAGAUUUUAUUCCUAAUAUGAUAUCUGGGGCAACACAAGCAGAUGCUGCAGUUCUUGUUAUAGAUGCCUCACCAGGUUCUUUUGAAGUAGGAAUUGACAGUACUGGAGGACAAACACGGGAGCACGCACAACUUAUUAGAAGUUUUGGUGUUGAUCAAUUAAUAGUUGCAAUUAAUAAGAUGGAUGGCGUGGAAUACUCUAAGGACCGUUUCAACAUGAUCAAACAGCAACUUGGAACAUUUCUCCGCUCUUGUGGUUUUAAGGAUUCUUCCCUGUAUUGGAUUCCAUUAAGUGCAAUAGAAAACCAGAAUUUGGUUGCAUCAGCUUCUGAUGUACGCCUGUCGUCCUGGUAUAACGGACCUUGUCUGUUGGAUACAAUUAAUUCUAUUCAACCUCCUACUAGAGAUUAUUCAAAGCCUCUGCGGAUGCCCAUAUGCGAUUUUAUAAAAUCACAAUCACAAGGACAGGGGUCGGCAAGUGGGAAAUUAGAGGCUGGAGCUCUUCGAAGCGGAUCAAAAGUCUUACUUAUGCCAUCAGGAGAUAUAGGGGUUGUUCGUUCCAUUGAACGUGACUCCCAGCCUUGUGUUGUUGCAAGGGCUGGAGAUAAUGUAGCUCUAAGUUUGCAAGCUAUUGAAGGGAGUCGGGUAAAGACUGGGGAUGUGUUAUGUCAUCCUGAUUUUCCUGUAGCAGUUGCAAAGCAUUUGGAGCUGAAGGUUCUUAUACUGGAUGUCACCACCCCUAUUCUUGCUGGCUCACAGUUGGAGUUUCACGUACAUCAUGCAAAGGAGGCUGCAAGAGUAGUGAAGAUAUUGUCGCUGCUUGAUUCCAAGACCGGAAAAGUGACUAAGAAAGCACCACGAUGUCUACUAUCAAAGCAGAGUGCUGUAGUAGAGGUGGUUACGCAAGAAACAGUUUGCGUCGAGGAGUUUUCAAGUAGUAAGUCUCUGGGGAGGGUGUUCCUAAGAUCAGAAGGAAGAACAGUGGCUGUUGGCGUAAUAACUCGGAUAAUAGAGUAGAGGGUUUUUACCUUGGCUAGAAUACACUUUUCAGAGAGCCAGCAUAGAAUCUUGUAGCGGCGGUGAUAAAGUUUUGGUGGUUAUGUUGUGCCCGGUGAGUGUAUAUUAUGGAAAAGUGAUUUCGGUCUCUAGAAACCUGUAAAAUUGUGUAAUAUCUACAAUUUUGGAACAUGAAAGCAUUGUGCACAAGUUUGAUGCCACUGCUUUAAUUAUGAGCAUAGUAGCUUGAUUGUC
Messenger RNA from Daucus carota subsp. sativus, 2698 nucleotides. RefSeq lists its product as uncharacterized. Gene Ontology annotation, molecular function: GTPase activity; GTP binding. Gene Ontology annotation, biological process: translation. The coding region runs from base 275 to 2464 and encodes 729 amino acids. NCBI's taxonomy places the organism in Eukaryota, Viridiplantae, Streptophyta, Magnoliopsida, Apiales, Apiaceae. The record is from RefSeq and is a predicted model, not a curated record. The transcript is spliced from 13 exons.